AGUAGUCGCGCUGGGCGGGAUGACCGGAACAACAAGAUGGCGGAGAGUGAAGACUUUCGGGAGCUGGUCCUGUAACACAGACCUCAGCCUGUUGACUGGUGAAACAACCGUGUUGCACAACACCAAAGCCAGCAUGAAUCUCCAGCAGCCAGCACCUCUCAUCCCCCCUGUCCACCCUGAUGUGCAGAUGAAGCCUCUGCCCUUCUAUGAUGUGCUGGAUGUCCUAAUCAAGCCUUCAAGUCUAGGAGCAAGUCCUACACAGAGGUACCACCAAGAAAAAUAUUUUAUCUUUGCCCUGACACCACAGCAAGUUCGGGAAGUAUGCAUAUCCAGGGACUUCCUACCAGGUGGCAGAAGGGAUUAUAUGGUUCAAAUUCAACUGAGGUUUUGUUUGUCAGAGACAAGUUGCCCUCAAGAGGAUAACUACCCAAACAGUCUUUGCAUAAAGGUCAAUGGGAAACUUUUUCCUUUGCCAGGUUAUGCACCGCCACCAAAAAAUGGUGUGGAGCAGAAGAGACCAGGGCGACCUUUGAACAUAACCUCCCUUGUCCGACUUUCCUCUGCAGUACCCAAUCAGAUUUCAGUGACAUGGGCACCUGAAAUUGGAAAAACCUAUUCUAUGUCUGUGUACCUGGUGAGGCAACUGACAUCACCACUGCUCCUGCAGAGGCUGAGAAUGAAGGGCAUCAGAAACCCAGACCACUCCAGAGCACUAAUUAAAGAGAAGCUGACAGCCGAUCCAGACAGUGAGAUCGCCACAACAAGCCUUCGAGUCUCACUCAUGUGCCCGCUGGGUAAGAUGCGACUGACAGUGCCGUGCCGAGCGGUGACCUGCUCUCACCUGCAGUGUUUUGAUGCCGCCCUCUACCUGCAGAUGAAUGAAAAGAAACCCACCUGGAUCUGCCCUGUGUGUGACAAGAAGGCUGCAUAUGAGAGUCUCAUCAUUGAUGGUUUAUUCUUGGAGAUCCUGAAUGACUGCUCAGAUGUGGAUGAAAUCAAGUUCCAGGAGGACGGAACCUGGUGUCCCAUGAGACCAAAGAAAGAGGCAGUUAAAGUCCCCUCUCAGUCAGUUCAAAAAAUUGAGCCCACAGCUCCUUUACGACAGUCUUCAGUAGUCCCCCAUUCUACUGAGCCCAGCACCACCAAGAAGGCUGAUGUGAUUGAUCUGACUCUGGAAAGCUCCUCUUCCUCUGAUGAUGAAGAGGACACAGACCCUCCUCCGAAGAAACGCUGUGUUUACAUUUCCAAGAACGAGGAGAUGCAUGCGAAGGGAGUGUUGACCUACCAGCCCACUGUGCGCAUGCCAAACGUCCAGGCCCUGGAUCCGUCCUUCCUGACCUCUACACUUGCUGACUAUGCAGUCCCCUUCCACCCAUCCACCCUGGCCACCAUCCCAACAGACAUGCAGAGUCUGGAUUUGUUUUCCUUAAUUCAAGCAGAUCCUCAGCAUUACAGGCCACAGAUGUUCCUGGACAACCUGACGAACAGCAUGCAAACUGCAGCUGCAGCCAGCACCAGCUCAGCCCUGGUCUCCUCCUCCAGCAGCCACUACGACACCAGCACCCAUGCUGCCAGCUCCUUCCACGAAACGCGGGUCAUCACAGGAGGAGGGGGCGUUGGAGGAGGAACAGACAGCAGCAUAUCAGAUAUUAUUUCACUAGACUGAGCCACGUCUCACUGGACCUUUUCAGGCCCCUUUUCUGUGGCCUUUUUAGUGCGGACUACGUGUUCAUGCCAUGUCAAGUUUUACACAGAGGCACCCAAAUUGGUAUACAUGACCACUUUGAUGACCUAAACAUUUUCAUGAUGUUAAAAACUGUAUCCAGGCAUAUUUCUUUUUGCCACUGGGUUUCUGAUUCUAAAUGGGGUUUGCGUCCUAUCUGCUACGGUAGGACGAUAAACGGUUUGAUUGCCAAGGACAACAUGUCGGUGAAUUAUCGUUUCUCUUCAAGUUCUCCUGACUUCAACAUUUGAGAAUCCUUCUCGUGCACUGUCAUACAUACCUUAUCACAUUAGAUCAAGAAGAAGGGAUUGAUUUAGCCUUGGUUUAGUCCAAUAUUCCCUGGUGGUUUAGCCUUGGUUUAGUCCAACAUUGCCCCAGUCUUUUGGGCCUUGGUUUAAUCCAGUAUUUCCUGGUGUUUUAUCCAUGGCUUGCUCUUCCACCUCCUUAGGAAAAUUUUGCAUCUCUAUGAUUUGCUAGAUGGGUGCUGUUGUGUACCAGCUAGGGAGCAUACACUUCACUGGAAUCAGUGGAACUAGUACCGGUAAUCCCUUCACAUUAUUUGUUUCAGUGUUCAUAUAAAUUUACUGCUUGGGGAAGUUUAUUUCGGAGUUUCUUCAUCUUAUAUUACACAGUCUCAUGACCUGAACAGUCUCUCUUUUGGUCAUGUGUAAAAAUAUUUUAAUAUCCCAUCCACCCACAGCUCUGUAGAGGUUUUCCUGGCAGAAAGAUAAAUUUCUGUAAUACUUUUUCUCUCCCAGUUGCUUCAGUGCUGAAAAUAUUUAGGAACAUUGAACUCUUCAUUUAUACCAAUUUGGUUACUCGAACUUACAUGUCAAUCUGACUUCAGCCUGUUCUGGCCUGGUUGACCGGAACUGUGUGCCUGAUUAGAGUCAGCACGGAUGUGACAAGAGCUUGGACUCUGCUUUCAGCAAGAGCUUGUUUCACACAUCCAUGCAAGUAAAUGACAGAAGUAGGAAGGCCUUGGUGAAAAACAUUUGUGGACUGAUAAAGAUAGUGUUGACUGUUAACAUGGAAGGUCAGUAAUUCAGAUUUUUUCAUUGGUUCUACCAGCUGUCAGUCAGUACCCCGAUGAGGGCUGUUACAGGGCAACUUUCAUGUCAUACCAACGUAAAAUGUUCCUUUGUAAUUUAGUCAGAGCAAUAAUAAUUUAACUAGUGUUUGGUUAAAUGAAGUUGUAAUUGUAGUUCAGAUACUCAGCAAACGAUUCCAGCUGGUUCAUACCACUCUGCCUCCCAAAUCCAAUCCUUUUCCUCCGUGUAUGGUCAAAUUAUUGGCUUAUAUAAGGUGCAAACAUGAUUCUGUUUUGUAAGAGAAAAACACUUAAAGGAAUAGUCAACUUGAGGCAAAUACGCUCAUUUGCUCUCUUUCAGAGAGUGAGAUGUCUAGCUAAUGUCCGUGUAAGUACAAACCUUGAGUCAUUAUGUUGUUAGCUUAGCAUGACUGGAAGUGGCUAGCCUGGCUCUGUUCAGAGUUCAAAAAUACUCCUACCAACACCUCUGAGCUCACUAAUUAACAUGCUUUACCCUGUUUGUUUUCUCCUUAAACAAAAAUAUAUAGCCCCUUUCCCACUGCACCAAAAACGUACUAACACUGGCUAAAAUGUGUUUUUUUGUAUGUAAUGGGAAAGGUUGCAAUCUGUAUUCACAGCCGCGUCAAAUAACUCAGCAGUAGUCGUGGGUAUUUAUUGGCUGCGGCUCCUAUCAGCAGUAAUAGAAAUACAACACCCAGGUGAACGUGCAAAUUUUAGCCCCUUUACCAGCAGAAGGCAGUGACAAGUCACCACAAAAUACCAUCUGUCAAGCAGCACUCAAACAUAAUUCCAUAUUUGGAAUGAGUCUGAGUUUAAAAGCCAGACUUCAUAAGAGAUAUAUAAAAGAAAUAACUAUUGUAACAUUUUCACUGGCCUCCACACUGCUUUGUACAGUUUACUAACCUGUUUUUCAAACCAAUGACAUCGAACACAGCUCUAAUCUACUGGCAAUGGGAAAGGAGUCUAUAGUCUAUAUUAAGCAGGCUUUGCCAUGUUUUUUUUUUUGUUUGUUUGUUUGUUUGUUUUUUUAAAGAUAUUUUUUGGGGCAUUUUAGCCUUUAAUCGAUAAGACAGACAAGCAUGAAAGGGGGAGAGACAGAGGGCGCGACAUGCAGCAAAGGGCCACAGGCUGGAGUUGAACCUGGGCCGCGUAAGUUAGCGUUGCCCUGGUUUCCUCGUCAAAAAUCUUACUGGGUUUUCCCAUUGGAUUUUAGAUUAACAAGUGCUUAUGAUGAUUAACGAUUUGUUCAGCAGGAUAAUCUUCACAAAUGAACACUAUUUGAUUAAUGACUUUUGAAACCUAAAUGCAAUGGCCAGAAGUAAAAAGCUAACAUCAGGCCAAAAUGAACAAUGCCACAGUUGCAUGACUAACUUCACCACCACAAUGAGACUGUUAGGCUGUGUUCAGUGCGAUGACGUUCUGUAGUGUCAUUUAGCAACUUGUUGGUAACCGCCUUUGUUAAGAAACAGAUAAAGUUCAUAAUUCAGGAGUGGGUUAUUUACUGAUGUAUUUUAUGUCGCAGAAUAAAAUACAAAUGUUUCUUCAGGUUGUGUUAACCACAGCCCUCAUUUCAGACAUCAAACCAAAAAUCUAUUCAGAAAAACCCAUUGACUUCCAGACGAGGGAACUGGGGGUUUAGAAAUGCUAACUCAUUUUGGGGUUUUGGAACUCAUUCCUUGGGCACUCUAUUGGGCAGUUCUUAUUGUCGAGUCCCGAAUAUGUGCUGCACCUGCCUAGCUGUUUCCUUUUCCUUCUAGUCUUUAUACUAAGCUAGGCUAACCACAUCUGACUUCAGCACUGUUCUUAAAACAGACAUUAAUAAUCACCUGCUCAUCUCACUUUUUAAAAGAAGGUAUUUCCCCAAAGUAUUUUAACUGCUCCUUUAAAUGUUCUCACAAAUGUGUGCAUCAGUUUUGGCGAGCAUGAGAUGGUGUUAGUGGAUUUUGACAUAAUGUGAAUGAAAUAGUUUGUCUGAUCUUUUUCUCUUUAGUUAAUAUUUAAAAGUCCACUCUGUAAUUCUUCUAAACUCUGGCCUCUGCUAUAUUUGGAUUUUAUCGUAUGUUAAUUAUGCUGUGUGUUAGUAUGGGAUGGAUGAACGUGACAUGAACAUUCGCUCAGUGUAAACACCUGAAGCCCACUUUCUCACAGUUGACAGCAAGCAGUAAGACGGAUAAACAGGGCAGCUACUAUAUCACACCUCCAUUAUCUGGAUUGCUUGUUUUGCAUGUGGACUUUCAGCCAUCAGGAGCUCAAUCUCAGGGACCUAUACUCCACUUUUCUGGGCUUGACGGACUGAGUGAAUGAAACUACUGACACAGAAACAACAUGUCAGUAUCUGUAACUGAAAUACAGAUGUGAUGUAAAAGUCCGGCUAACGUAUAGCAGUUUUUGGUCAGUGUUUUAUUCAAACAUGAUGCUAAUGUGUGCUAGAUGAUGUUGACUGCAAUUUCAAGUUUGCAUGUUAAGGCUGUUGUAAUGGUCAGUUCACCCAAAUUAUAAAAACCAGUUUUCAGAUAUCUGAGAAUUCAGUCUCCACAGAGUUUUGUUGACUUUUUAAAACAUUUUUUAGAAUCAGUGUCCCUGUUCAACACCGUCUCACAGAAAUAUGUGAUAUGACCUUUUAAGGUAUUACGUGGUGGUGGGCACGAAAUUUGUUAAAAUCACGUGCUAGCAAAAGAGCUGAUGUAAAGAGUAUUAGGAACAAUCGCAGUUUCCUUUAGAAACACAUGCUGUUUGGUGAGGUUUGGGGAAAGAAAACUGGUGUGUAAGUGAUGUAAACUUGCAUACUUUGAGUAGUUAUGUAAGGUACCUAUAUAAAGUGCUUUGUGUUGUCACAUAAAGUCACUUAACUAAAGGACUGGACCAUAUGUGAGUCCAAUCAGAUUUGGCUGUUCAAUACAACUAAUCAACGGUUCAUUUCUUUUUUUCCAUAUAAAGUGUUAUAGUUUGAACAGGGUCCAGCAGGACAUCCAAUGUGACAAUAAACAAGCUAACUGCGCUAACAACGGAUCAGAAAUGUGCAAUAUUUUUUUGCCGACACCAGAUAUCAAACAAAUGCCAGAGACUGUAUGGUAUGAAGUUGCUAUGAGCUGUAAAUUCAUCACUUGUAAGCAGAAGAGGGAAGAUAAUGUUAUCUCAGAGCCUUACGGUGCAGAGUCUCGCCUCCUCUGGUACACUGCAGCCUGUACCAAGUGCAAAUCCAGAGUGCCCACUCCAAAGCAAAAUCUGCGGACCAAAAUGUCCCGCCUUACACAGACUUUCUCGCUCUCAGUACCUGAUUCACGUGUCCACCAGGACAAAAGAUCCUUAUUGACUUUGCAUUGGAAUUGUUUUCAUGUUGCCAGCAUGCAAUUUUAACACAUUUUGCGCCCACCUCUACAUAAAGUGUUAAGUCUUCAUGUCCAUUUUACAUGUUUCUAUGAGACAGACUGGGCUGACCAGGAUGAUUCAGACGGGAGACAAUCUUUAUUUGAAGUACUGUGAAAACUGUCAACAAAACUGAUACCAAAUUCCAUUUUCUUACAAUGUAUUAAGGUGGAGGCAAAAGUGUCAGAGACCAAUAUCCCAAAAUGUUGAUAAAUAAAACCCCAACUGUCUGCAUGUAGAGAUACCACUGGUGGCAGGUGAGAAAAUAUGUUUUUUAUAAUUUUGGUGAACCAACCCUUAAUAAGUAUAGCAUAAUAAGUUAAAAGGUAAAAACAUGUAAGAUUGACAACACUAUAAAUUUAUUGUCCCACCUUUACGGCAUCUUCAUGCACGCAGAAUAAACAACAACCACCCAUGAGUGGGGAGUGUUUGUAUAGAGGUCACUGUUUUGUGAAGUUACUGAUUAGACUUUUGAGACUGUCUAUAUUUACCUGCAGGCAGAUGUUGGUGAAGUGGAUCUAUGGGAUUUUUAAAGUUUUUAUUUUAUACUCUUCAUAUGGACUUUGAAACAUAAUCAAGACCACUUGGACGUUUCUCUUUGGACACCAUGUUAACAGACUCAGAGAAAAGAGCUUGUUUGCUUCACAUUCAUGAGGUUUAUUACAAAAUUGUCUGUUUUCCUGUAUCUGUAAACUUUCAACAUUUUGAAUUGUGGUACCAUG
Molecule: messenger RNA, 6862 nt
Organism: Epinephelus fuscoguttatus (brown-marbled grouper)
Lineage: Eukaryota; Metazoa; Chordata; Actinopteri; Perciformes; Serranidae
Gene: pias2
Product: protein inhibitor of activated STAT, 2
Exons: 14
Coding region: 20-1666 (548 amino acids)
Biological process (GO): regulation of transcription by RNA polymerase II; protein sumoylation
Molecular function (GO): SUMO ligase activity; zinc ion binding; transcription coregulator activity
Source: RefSeq, a predicted model, not a curated record